This is a messenger RNA of Cucurbita moschata (crookneck pumpkin), 3060 nucleotides long. Its product is annotated as non-lysosomal glucosylceramidase-like. The coding region runs from base 112 to 2991 and encodes 959 amino acids. The record is from RefSeq and is a predicted model, not a curated record. Gene Ontology annotation, molecular function: beta-glucosidase activity; glucosylceramidase activity. The transcript is spliced from 19 exons. Gene Ontology annotation, biological process: glucosylceramide catabolic process; carbohydrate metabolic process. Lineage: Eukaryota; Viridiplantae; Streptophyta; Magnoliopsida; Cucurbitales; Cucurbitaceae. Gene Ontology annotation, cellular component: membrane.
AUAAAGUCUGACUAUUAUUAAAUAAAAUUAGGCCCCCUCCUUCCUUCAAGAACAUCUCCGCCUUUCUCUCUGUUCCAGAUUUCCAGAUUCACGAGAGAAGAGCAAAACGAAAUGGAAAAUGGCUGCAAAGAAGAUGCCGACAAUGGAGCUUCAUCAACUAUGGUGGUCGAUCCGGCCAAGCUUCCAUCCUUGACUUGGCAACGCAAGCUCGAUUUCACCGGAAAAUCUCCAGAGUCGUUCUCUUUCACUCUCAACGACAAGUGGCAUCUGGGUCCCUUGGGCUACCGGUUAUGGCGUCACGGCAAGGAAGAAGCCGCUAAAGGAAGAAUUCCGCUUUAUGAUUUCUUUGCGUCUCCACCAAUCACGUGCUACCAUGGCGUAUCGUUAGGUGGCAUAGGUGCAGGAAGCAUCGGCCGGAGUUACCGAGGAGAGUUUCAACGCUUUCAAAUGUUCUAUGGACCGAGUGAAGAUGUACCAGUUUUAGCCAAUCAAUUCUCUGCAUUUGUUUCACGCCCAAAUGGAAACAAAUUCUCAACUGUAUUAUGCUCUGCCAGACCUCAAAAAUCCAAAGAUGGAAAGAACGACGGCAUAGAAGCAUGGGAUUGGAAUUUGAGUGGAGAAAAAAGUACAUACCACGCUCUGUUUCCCAGGGCUUGGACAAUCUACGAUGGUGAACCCGACCCGGAUCUUAAGAUUGUUUGUCGUCAAAUUUCUCCAAUUAUCCCUCACAAUUACAAGGAGAGUAGUUUCCCCGUCUCCGUAUUUACAUUUAAUCUUUCAAAUAAAGGUCCGACUUCUGCAGAAGUAACUUUGCUGUUUACUUGGGCGAACUCUGUGGGCGGAAACUCUGGAUUUACUGGUCAUCACUUUAACUCAAAGAUAGGUGUCAAAGCUGAAUUUGUGAGCAGCGCAGAAGAUGGAGCUCAUGGAGUCCUUUUACACCACAAAACCGCGAAUGGGCGUCCAACAGUAACGUAUGCUAUAACAGCAGAGGCAACGGAUGAUGUUCACGUCUCAGUCUGUCCUCGCUUCGUAAUAUCUGGUGAUUCCGAGGGCAUUUCAGCAAAAGAUAUGUGGCAAGAAGUUAAGAAGCAUGGGUCAUUUGACGAGCUUGGCAGUAGUGGGCCACAUGAGGGGUCAAAACCAGGGUCAAGUAUCGGAGCAGCCAUAGCAGCUAAAGUGAGCAUUCCUUCUUCAUCUACUCGUACAGUCACCUUCUCGUUAGCAUGGGACUGUCCAGAAGUUAAAUUUGAUGGAAAGACAUACCACAGACGGUAUACUAACUUUUACGGAACGCUCGGAGAAGCAGCUAAGACAAUUGCACGUGAUGCUAUAUUAGAACAUGGAAAAUGGGAAGGCCAGAUAGAAGCAUGGCAAAGGCCAAUAGUAGAAGACAAGAGGCUUCCUGAAUGGUACCCAGUCACUCUCUUCAAUGAGCUAUACUUCCUAAAUUCUGGUGGAACAAUGUGGACAGACGGCUUACCUCCGCUGCAAAAUCUAUCAACCAUAAGUCAUCAAAAGAUUUUCCUCGAAAGGACAAAAUCGGAGCCCAAUGGAGCACCCAACGGCGACCACCGCCUGGACGUCGCCGUUGAGAUUCUCGAGAGAAUGUCUCAGAUCUUCGAUCAAGCCCACGGAGGCGCCGGACCCUCAAACGCUGCACUCGGAACCAGAUUGCUUCCUACUCUACAAGAGAACGUCGGCCAGUUACUCCUCGUCGAAGGAAGCGAAUACCUAAUGUGGAACACUUUCGACGUCCAUUUCUACUCCUCUUUUGCUCUUAUCAUGCUUUUCCCCAAACUCGAACUCGGCAUUCAGAGGGAUUUCGCCGCGGCUGUUUUGAUGCACGAUCCCAGAAAGGCCAAGAUCAUGAGCGACGGAAAGUACUAUCCUCGCAAGGUUAUUGGUGCUGUUCCUCACGAUAUUGGCUUCAACGAUCCUUGGUUUGAAGUAAAUGCUUACAACCUUUUGAACGUCACCAGAUGGAAGGAUUUGGGUUCCAAAUUCGUUCUUCAAGUUUACAGAGACGUGGUUGCUACAGGGGACAAGAAUUUUGCAAAAUCUGUUUGGCCUUCGGUGUAUGUAGCCUUGGCUUUCAUGGAUCAGUUCGAUAAGGAUAAAGAUGGGAUGAUUGAGAAUGAGGGGUUUCCUGAUCAAACUUAUGAUGUUUGGACUGUGAAGGGUGUGAGUGCAUACUGCGGUGGGCUGUGGGUGGCUGCUCUUCAGGCGGCUUCAGCAUUGGCUUAUGAGGUUGAUGAUGAAGCAGCUGCUCACUACUUUUGGAUCAAGUAUCAGAAGGCAAGAGGUGUUUAUGAUACGUUAUGGAAUGGCUCUUACUUCAACUAUGACAAUAGUGGUGGUCCUUGGAGCUCGUCCAUUCAAGCUGAUCAACUGGCAGGACAAUGGUAUGCUAGAGCAUGUGGGCUUUGUCCCAUUGUUGAUGAAGAGAAGAUAAGGAGUACACUUGAAAAGAUAUUCAAUUUCAAUGUCAUGAAGGUGAAGGGAGGAACACGCGGGGCAGUAAACGGGAUGUUUCCAGAUGGAAGGGUUGAUAGAUCCAUAUUGCAGCCAAAGGAGAUUUGGGCUGGAGUUACAUACUCUGUUGCUGCCUCAAUGAUUCAAGAAGGAAUGGUGGAAACAGGCUUCCAGACUGCAAUGGGCAUUCAUCAAGCUGCUUGGGGUCAAGAUGGCCUCGGGUAUUCAUUUCAAACCCCAGAAGCAUGGGACAUAGAUGAUAAGUAUAGAUCUUUGGGGUACAUGAGGCCAUUGGCGAUUUGGGCAAUGCAGUGGGCGAUUUCGAAGCCUACUCUUCUGAAGAAGCACAAAGUUCCAAGAAAAGAGCUUUCUGAGAGUGAAGAAUCAUGCUUAUUUUCCACACAACAUGCUGCUUUCUUGAAAGUUGCAUCUCUCUUGAAGUUGCCUUCUGAGGAAGCUAAACCCAGGAGUGUUGUGGAGGUUGCUUAUGAUUUCAUUUGUAAGAGGUCAGCCUAACUACUCAAUUCAAAUCACUCUAAUUAAAUGGUUUAAGAAAGUCCCUUUAUAUGUGGGUUUUUUUCAAGG